Messenger RNA from Echinops telfairi (small Madagascar hedgehog), 2665 nucleotides. RefSeq names its product TNFRSF1A associated via death domain (gene TRADD). The record is from RefSeq and is a predicted model, not a curated record. Gene Ontology annotation, cellular component: tumor necrosis factor receptor superfamily complex. Lineage: Eukaryota; Metazoa; Chordata; Mammalia; Afrosoricida; Tenrecidae. The transcript has 5 exons. Gene Ontology annotation, molecular function: transmembrane receptor protein tyrosine kinase adaptor activity. Bases 1190 to 2230 code for a protein of 346 amino acids. Gene Ontology annotation, biological process: extrinsic apoptotic signaling pathway; positive regulation of canonical NF-kappaB signal transduction.
AGGUCAGCGGUUCAAACCCACCAGUUGCUUGAAGUAGGAAGAUCAGGCUGUCUGUCUCUAUGAAAAUAUAGCCUUAGAAGCCCUGUAGGAACAGCAGCGUUUGCUUAUUUGUUCUUUUGGCAGGUCUGAUGGGUAGCCUCACCCCACCCCACCAACUUCCACCCUUUGGGGGUGGGGCGCAUAUCCGUGGGCAUCCCUCCCUAAGGCUGAAGGUUAGGAAGAUAAGAUGUACAAGAUAGAAGAGGUAGGAAUCUCACAUCCAAUGGUCACUCUUUCCCGGUCCUCUAGUCUCCCAGGCCCACAUCCCCAGGGCCUUUCCACUUCUCUGCCCUCCUACAACCCACUGGUCACCUGCAGAAUCUUGCUGUGUGCUUUUUUUUUUUUUUUUAAUUUUUAACUUUAUUAUUUUGAAGGAUUUCCCCUGUAACUCUCAAGAAAUGUAUUUAUUUUACAUAAAGUAGAAAGUAUUGGUAGAAAAUUAAAGUCACCCCAAAUUCGACCAUACAGAAAAAAACAAUAUUCACUCUCAAGUCAUGUUCAGGUGAUUGCUACUGAUUAACUUCGUAAAUAUUAGCGUUUUCAACCCAACUACUGUGGGGCGGGGCGACUCCAGGAGGAGCCCUGUGCUCAGACCCAGGGCAGCACGGUCACCAGGUGUCAUUUGAUGCUGGAGGGUCCUUGGUCGCUGCACUCAAGUUAGGAUGAGUCCAGGAUCAGAUCUGAUCUGCAGCCCCACCCCCUCCAAUGAUGCCCAGGGUUAUGGUCCUGGCUCUACCUGACACCCGCCCCCCUUCUGAAGUUCCCCAUUAUUCACACAAAUAGAUGCCUGCUGGGGCCACCCACCUGUCCUGUUCAGAACAGUGAUACCCAGGGCAUACACAGGGUCUCAGCACCUCUCCCCUCUGAGGGGCCCUGCUCUGGCUGGAUGGGAAGGAAUUCGUAGACCCAUUUGAGUUGUGCAUGACAAGAGCCCACCUCCAAUGGCUUCGGAUGAAAAGGAAAUGAUUUAGCCUGCGGAGGAGCUGCGGAGUCCAGGGUGUCCAGGCUUUGGGGACACCUGGUCCAGAGGCAUAGUGCGGCUUGGAGCACGGCGCUCUGUCUCUUGGCUGUGUCUUCCAGUAAGGGCUCCUUAGUCUCAGCCAAGUAGUGGCUAAGCCGAGCUGGCCCCUCCAACCAGUUCUGCCCCCAAAUGAAGAGAAGCAGGGCUGCCCCAACGAAUGCUGACUUGCUGAAAGGCACAUCGGAGAUGCUGAUUGCCUGGACUGGUAGCCAGAGAGAGGGAUUCGCCCUCCCAACAGGAGCUGGGAUGGCAGCUGGGCCAGAGGAUCGUGAGGAGUGGGUGGGCAGUGCAUACCUGUUUGUGGAGUCUUCCUUGGACAAGGUGGUCCUGUCCGAUGCCUACGCACAUCCCCAGAAGAAAGUGGCCGUGUACAACGCCCUGCGGACGGCCUUGGCAGAGAGCGGCGGGAGCCCGGAUCAGCUGCAGAUGCUCAAGAUCCACCGGAGCGACCCGCAGCUGAUCGUGCAGCUGCGUUUCGGCGGCCGGCAGCCGUGCGACCGCUUCCUCCGCGCCUACCGCGAGGGGGCGCUGCGCGCCGUGCUGCAGAGGUGCCUGGCGGCGGCGCUGGACCUCGACCGCGUGCACUUGCAGCUGCGCGCCGGCGCUGAGCUGCUGGACACCUGGCUGCAGGACGAGGAGCGCUGCUUCAACUGCAUCUUUGCCCAGAAGCCCGACAGGCUGCGGGACGAGGAACUCGCCGAGCUGGACGAGGCCCUCCGGAAUCUUCAGUGUAACCCGGGGCGACACGUGGAGGGCCCUCCAGUGUCCUCCUUGCAGUCCCAGGGCCCUGCCCCGUUGGAAGACAAGCCACCAGCGCCACCGUCUGGCCAGACUUUCCUCUUCCAGGGUCAGCCUAUAGUGAACCGGCCGUUGAGUUUACAGGACCAGCAGACGUUCGCGCGCUUAGUGGGCCUGAAGUGGCGCAAAGUGGGCCGCUCGCUGCAGCGCGGCUGCCGGGCACUCCGGGACCCGGCGCUGGACGCACUGGCCUACGAGUACGAGCGGGAAGGGCUGUACGAGCAGGCCUUCCAGCUGCUGCAGCGCUUUGUGCAGGCCGAGGGCCGCCGCGCCACGCUGCAGCGCCUAGUGGAGGCGCUGGAGGAAAACGAGCUGACCAGCCUGGCCGAGGACUUGCUGGGCCUGACGGAUUCCGAGGGUCGCCAAGUGUAGGCCCUGUAUCCAGGGAAGAAGCCUCUGCCCACCACGCCCAGCCAGGGCAUGUAACCAUUCGAUGCCUCUAGGGCCCCUUCUGCUGCUACUGCUGACCCCUGCCCACCCAUGAGCCUCCAGGAGGCCACCUCACGCUGGAGCUCUGGGGGCAGGGGUGCACCCUGCUCUUGCUGGGGUGCAUCACGGGGCAUCCCACCGCAGAUAGUAGGCUAGAGGCAUGUGUGGGGGUCCUGCCCGGAAGAGGAGCUUGUGGCCAGUCCUUACCUGCUCAUUUUCUGAAGUUACUCCUGCCCUGUCCAAGCAUUGUCCCGGGUCCAGCAAAGGCUUGGUAAGCAAGGUGCAUACCAGAAGCCUGCCUGGUCCCAGCUCACACUCAGUAUGGGAUACCUGUCCCCCCAAAAAUAAAACGUAACCCAUUGUGGGUUUUAAAAUAUA